Molecule: messenger RNA, 3291 nt
Organism: Pseudocercospora fijiensis CIRAD86
Lineage: Eukaryota; Fungi; Ascomycota; Dothideomycetes; Mycosphaerellales; Mycosphaerellaceae
Exons: 11
Coding region: 1-3291 (1096 amino acids)
Source: RefSeq, a predicted model, not a curated record
AUGCAUCAAGAAGUUGGCCUUUUGAACUCAGAACAACAUUCUACGAAAGCCUCGCGCCGAAAUACCACAGGCGUCUAUGUGAGAUGGAUUCAUAGCUCUGCAGCCCUCGCCAUCAAGCAGUCCAAGUAUCCGCACCGCAUGCUACCUGACCACUCUUUGCUUCCUUCGACCUUACGACUUGGCCCUGAAGCAACUCUUGUGGCCAAGCCUCUCCUGGCCAACCUUUCUGGUCCCGGAAGUCCAUGUCCUUCACCUCCUUCCGGCACCCGACGAUGUUUGCCUAGCCGAUCUCCUCCAACAUCAACACCAGCCCCGACAUCUACAUUUCUGCAAAGCUUAUUGUAUCACCAAGAAUGGGCAUUUGACUUCCACUUACCCGAGUUCACCGUUAUGCCGAUUGGCAACUACGGCAUAUACCAAGUCAAUCGUCUGCGAGACACUGCAAUCUCACCAAUCGUGAAUGCACCCAACCGCCAUUCUGACAACAAAGCACAGUAUUUAGACUCCAGAUCCACAGGAAAUGACUUUGCGUACGACAGCGACAUUAUCGAUUUAGAAGACCUUGAUGACGCUGGCUACGUGGUCGGAGAUUCUUCACUCAACUGUCUGCGAGAAACUGGACUCUCGCUGACCUUGAAUCCACCCAACAGCCAUUCUGACGACGAACCACAAGACCCAGACUCCAGAUCCGAAGGAAAUGACCUCGAAGCUCAAUGUUGCCUACAUUGCCUACAACGAUUCCGACGCAGGUCUUUGACAUAUGGAUCAUACGCCAUAUACCAUGUGAAUCGUCUGCGAGAGAUACUGGACUCUCACAGCUCUUCUACAUAUCCAGCAGCCAUUCUGACCACGAGCCACAGUUACUCCGGAUCCGAAGGAAAUGACUUCGAGUACGACAGCGGGAGCAUAGACAUAGAAGAGCUUGAUGACGCUGACUAUGGGGUCGAUGGUAAUGCUCACACCGAUUCCGACGCAGAUCUUCGACGUCUGGAUCAAUUCGCGAAGCCGGGACCCAUAGCAAAUUCGUCCGACUCCUCCGACGUCAACUCAACUCACCCUAUCCAGGCGGGUCAACGCACCAACUCAUCAAUCAUAUUAACGCAUACUAUGCGAAACAGCACAUCAUUCACAACGAGCACCAUUGCAGGCAUGGGGAGAAAGUCGGGGAAGCGCAAAAUCCGCCUUUCUCCACACCGACUGCUUACACCUGCGAGGAGCGACUGUUCCUGUGUCGGGAAUUCCAUCGAGAAAGAGAAAGAGAAAGAGAUGUGUUCUCUCUGCUUCAUUCUGUUUGUCUUUUUGGGAUUCUGGCUUCCGCGGUAUAUCGACCAGACUUUACCGUGGAAUCUCGGCAUUCUUUUCUUUCUCGACGCGCGGUCGUGCAUUCCACGCGGCAUCGACAUGCCGAAACACUUCAUACAAAAUCAGCACCCCACUGCUGACUUCCAUCACUUUCCCGCAGACCCAGCUGCUACCAUGGCCAACGCCGACACCAACGCCAACGUCAACGCCAACGCCAACGUCAACGCCAACGCCAACGUCAACGCCAACGCUACCAUCUUCAACACUCCAUACCUCGAUGAUUCGGGCGACAUUGUCUGCAACGAAGUCGAAAAGAGCUAUGCCAAUCUGUCCCAUGAGCGUCUCCAGUCGGGCCAGGCUUCUCGCAUCAUCUGGCCAGCCGCCAUUCAAGACAAGCUCUACAGAUUCUGCAUUCUCAACGCCAUCACAGCGAAAGCCCUCCCACAAAGCGCCAAGCAGGCCAUGGCUCUGCUGAAAGCCAUCAACUUUGAGACACCAGACACGGCGGUUUCUCGCCAGCUCAUCAACAAAGUCCUCACCUGGAUCAAGUCGCACAUGACUAUCACCAAGCUCAUCGGAGUUUUCGAGGAAGAAUUGGUGGGUCCCGACUCGAACCCGCCAAGUGGUGUGCGAGUUCGUUUCCGUCGUGCCGUGCUCAUAGCUCUCGAGCGUCCAGGCUCUGAAAUCAGCAUCACCAAGGAGCUCGCUCGCGGACCAAACAAGGCCUCGAUUGACUGGCGCCUCUUCCUGGCCGAGAACCCUGUUCCUGAUGGGGCCGCUUUCAGCUGGAACGAUUGGCAGGAGAAGGCACACCGCAGCAGCAAAGCGGUCGCCGAUGGCUUGAUUGCGCUCAAGAAGAAGCUCUUUGGAGCAAGCAGCAUUCCCGGUAUUGCCAAGGCACCUGAUGGAGCGGCCACGGCAGCAGCUGCUGCCCCAAAGACCGCUGCAUCGGAUGCCUUCACCCGCAAAUUUGUCGACAUCGCCUUGGCGGCAAACAAGCACGAUCCCACCAUGACUCGCGAUUACCUCACCGGCUACAUCAACACCGAAGAUGGAAUGCGCUGGGUCAAGGCCAUCUUCGACGCCAAUGCCAUAGCCACGAGCGAGAAGCUCCGCGUGUCAGAGGCAGAGCGGAAGGCAUUGACCGAAGAGCGGGACAACCUCCGCCGCUUGCAAGCCGAUGCUGGAGGUAGCAGCAACACUCUCCGCCAAUCUGCCGCGCGAGCCCAGGCGCAGGCCGACAAGACCGAGCAGGACAACAAGCGCUUGAGCGAGCAGUUGGCUGCAGCUCAUCGCGGCAUGGAGAAAUCGCGCAAGGAAGCGGAGCAGAAGGCUGCCGAGCUGCGUCACGCUGACAAGUCCAAGCAAGAUCAGCUUCGUACUCUCCAGCUGCGUAUCGAUGAGCUCGAGAAGGCCAACGCUGCAGCAGAGGGCCCCAGACUCGACUUGCAAUUUGAGAAGUCCAAGAACGACUAUCUCUCAUCCACCAUCAACGACCUCCGCCAGCAAAUCCACGACUUGACCAAGCGUCUCGAGCAGCAGCAACAGCAGCCUACGAACCACCAACACCCAAGAGUUUCCUCUGCUACUCGCGACGAAUUGGAGAACGCUUACUCCAGCCCAUCUUUCAUUACGUCACGAUUCAAGGACAAGGACAACACCACUGGCUAUCCCUGGAGCUACGGCUACGGCCCCAUCACCCCACCACCAGGCCCAGAGCGUCAUCGUCCAGAGAUGGUCCAGUUUCAAUCCCCUCUCGUUGAUGCAUCCAACUAUUACAACAAAUCUUCCCACCCAGCUCCAACUCCUCGUCAACCAGCAAGCGGCCGAUUCGCCACGACUCCCAUGCCGAAUUUCCAGGUCCCAUUCCCGUACUUUUCCGACGAUGAUGUUCGAGCUGCGGAUCAGAUUAUUGCGGAGAUAAGGGAUGAUAGGAGAUGGGAGAUAGGAGAGAAUAGGAGAUGGGAGACAGGGGAGGAAACUGGUUAA